Messenger RNA from Adineta steineri, 900 nucleotides. The record is from the annotation of a GenBank genome assembly. NCBI's taxonomy places the organism in Eukaryota, Metazoa, Rotifera, Eurotatoria, Adinetida, Adinetidae.
AUGUCAUCUAAUGUUAAUAAAUUAAUCGAUCCUUCUAUAUGUUCUUGUUUUCCUAAUUCAUAUCGAUAUAAUAUUUUCAGUAAAAUAAAAUGGUCUACUUUAUCUCUUGGCACAGCAUUAUUAAUUAUUAUUGUUUAUCUAAGUAGUGGACUACAUGCCUUGAUAGAUGUAACAUCAAUGACAUCUUCACAAUCACAUAAUAGUGAAGGUGUCUUAUGGACAAUAGCAUCUUCUUCAUCCAUGAUUAUUUUUGGUUGGAUAUUAGUGUCAAUUUAUUUCAUUGUUGUUCUUCUUAUUAUUAUUCUUCUUUGUGGCAUUCAACUAGAAAAAGCAUGGCUUUUAUUUCUCUGGUCAAUUUUGAUGAUAUUCAUGUUACUUGCAGAUGGUAUUGUUACUAUUUUUUCUCUUCGAGAACAUCAACAUCAAAAUCGACCGCUGAAAGAAAUUAAAAUCUUAUUUUUUGUUAUGAUUGUUCGUCUAAUUGUUUCAUUAUGUGGAAUAUUUGUGACUGUGUUUCACUUUCGUCGUUUGAAUAAAAUUCAAUCAGAUCAACUCCAUCAACAAAAAAUGUUAAAUCGUUUCAAUGCUGAAUCACCCAUGUCAUCAUCAUAUCACGAUUCAAGUGAUCGUUCUGUUGCUAUGUUAAAUCCAACUAAAUUCAGUGAUAAUGAUCGUUAUUCAACAGAAAUGAUUCCAUCUGUUUCAUUGCCAAGAGCAAAAUUUAGUACUAUGCAACAACAACAAGGACCAACAAUAUUUCAUACAUAUAAUCAUCAAUCGGAAUAUAUUAUGCAUUCAUAUCGUAAAGCAAUCAAUAAAUACAACAAUGAUUUUCGAUAUAAUGUGCCAUUACAAGAACGUUUUCAUGAACAAGAAAUUAGAGGUUUACAAAACAUUUAG